AUGGCUCCUGAACAGCAGCGAGACUCGAGGACUGCUCCCGGCUCCGACGUGGCCCUGCCUGAUCCUCCGCCAAUUCACCCGUCCUUCAUCCAGGUAGCAAAGCCGUAUAUCUUCGAGCAGACCAUCCAGCAAUGCCUGGCCGCAAUGGGCGUCAAUCCUCUGCGUGAGGAGUCUCUACGUCUGCAGGGCGUGACCUGGAUCGAUAAUGUUCGUCGGGCGCUGAAUCUGCCGAUUCGAACAUUCAAUACUGCAGUGGUAUAUUAUCACAAGUUCCGGCUGAUACACCACGACACGGACUACAAUAAUAUGGAUGCUGCCGCGGCUGCCCUGUUUAUGGCCUGCAAGAUCGAAGACACGCUCAAAAAGUCGCGUGAGAUUCUAUGCGCGGCGUAUAAUCUCAAGUUACCGCAAUCAGAACACAUCUCUUCAGAUAAUCAGAUACUCGACGAACCCGCCCGAGGCAUCAUCGGCCUCGAGAGACUCAUGCUCGAGAGUUCCGGUUUCGAUUUUCGAACGCGGCAUCCACAAAAAACUCUCAUAAAGCUGGCAAGACAGUAUAGACUUACACCUCAAUCAGAAGUCUCGAACGUAGCCUACCGCAUCUCGCAAGACCUCUAUCGCACCUUUGCGCCGCUCAAGCAGACGACAUCUACGAUGGCUUUCAGCUGCCUGGAGCUCGCCGGACGCUUACUGGAACAACGAAUCAAGGAGGUUGAGCUUGGGACAGACUACGCGAGAUGGAGAACAAGCCGGGAGGAGGUUAUGGAAACUCUACUUGACCUCCUCGAGCUAUACACACACAACCGCAGUGCUACGACCGUCGGCCCUCAUUUUCCCGCUGACCGCUUCCUCACCGUACGCAUUCCAUUGAACAAAGAGGCAGAAGAACAGAAUCUCCCGCGGUACACCAACUCGAUUGAUGAAGACAAACUCACAAAGGACUCGCGCAAGGGACCAGCAACCAACAGCUCAAAGACGGAAAAAGGAGCACCGACGACUGGGGCUCUUCAUCACCCUCUCAUUCCAGUUACUGCCAACGGAGAGCGCCCAAAGCCAGGAGAAAAAGGCCGGGACGCAGCAGUGCGGUUUAUUGUCGAUUCUGAAUACGCGGCUGCUGAAAAGACUCAGGUCGCUGAAUACUUUAAGGUUGAGAUGGAAGAGUACGAGGUCGAGGAAUGA
Messenger RNA from Aspergillus nidulans FGSC A4, 1179 nucleotides. RefSeq names its product putative cyclin. Gene Ontology annotation, biological process: regulation of transcription by RNA polymerase II. NCBI's taxonomy places the organism in Eukaryota, Fungi, Ascomycota, Eurotiomycetes, Eurotiales, Aspergillaceae. The record is from RefSeq and is a predicted model, not a curated record. The transcript has 5 exons. The coding region runs from base 1 to 1179 and encodes 392 amino acids. Gene Ontology annotation, molecular function: cyclin-dependent protein serine/threonine kinase regulator activity.